This is a messenger RNA of Ceraceosorus guamensis, 3756 nucleotides long. RefSeq lists its product as hypothetical. The record is from RefSeq and is a predicted model, not a curated record. Bases 1 to 3756 code for a protein of 1251 amino acids. The transcript has a single exon. Lineage: Eukaryota; Fungi; Basidiomycota; Exobasidiomycetes; Ceraceosorales; Ceraceosoraceae.
AUGCCCUCCUUUUUCAACUCAAAAGCCAAGGCUGAAGGGAGAUCGACACUCAGCGCCGAUGAGAAGGCCGUGCGCAAGUCUUUCUCCCGCGGAGGCUUGGCCAAACUUCGAGGAGUAUCAGACAGCACACCGCCGGUGCCGCCCACGCCAUCGCUGCCAUCUCCUGCCAGGCAAGAUGGGCACGAUACGCAACGCUUUGCCAUGAAUCUCACGGAGCCUUCGCGAUCCGGUGUCCCCACUUCGACUUCUGAGCGAUGGAGACGACCGUCUCUUACGCCUCAAAGCAAUCUCUUUGCGUCCGCUUCCGCCGUGGACUGCACCACGGCGACUUUGGAUGCAUGCGACCGCGGCGCUCACGGCGGCAGCGACACGCUGCAACCACCCCAGCCCGCCUUUCUCGGCCGUCGCUCAAGCAGCUUUUCGAAUGCGUAUCAAAGGGGAAAUGGUAGUCUCGUCUCCUUUGCGUCCAGUGCCGCUGAGACGGCCUCAAGUCCUCCUACCAGCGCCAGGGACAGCGAAGAAAACACCCACGCUCAAGUGACAAGGGAUCUCAAAGCGAAACCUUCCACGAACGCAUUUCGCUCCUUUGGCAAGCGAAUGUUCAACAGAUCCGCCAUCGUGUCGCAGCGCUCGGCCUCUUCGGACUCUUCAGCAGACACCUGCCAAAGUUCUCCUCCAUUGACUCCUACAACGCCCCCGAGAGUGGCCCAGCACGGCCUGGCCAGCAAAAGCACCAUGGACAUUAUGCCUCAGUUGCCUGAGGUACCCGCCCUUUCUUUCAUGUCUCAGCAGCAGAAAACGAGUGUAUCAGCGCUGCCGUCCUUGGGAAGCUUCGCAUGGGACAUUGAUCCGAUGCGCAGUCCACCUCGCCGCCAGUCGAACAGCCUGUCUUCGACGUACUCAUCAGCUGAAUCCGGACCUGGCUCGUCGAGCUGGGCUGACUCGACAGCCCUGUCUUUGAUUGAGAUUUCUGGGCCUCUCAAGCCUGCAGCCGCUCAACGCUCUCCACCAAGAUCGACACUUACUGUCAGUCCUGUUGAACGGUCGAGCGAAAUGCAGAGAGAUUCUGCACCUCAGCUGCACUCCAAAGUUUCAAAGCGCGCCUCGGCGUUCAUGGAAGAAGACUCUGACAUGCUGCGUGCAGUCUUGAACUUUGGCCUGACGGACCUGGCAGCGUCGAGUGGACCAGGUGGCGCACCAUCGCCAUCUCUGCCUCCAAGAAUGGGAUCGAUGAUCAGCUUGAAGGGAGCUGAUUCGGUCCAGGCCUCUCGCUCGAUGAUCGUUUCCGAAGCCAGGCAACCCGGUGCCAAGCGCCUGACCGCUGCCCAAGCCAAGAGAAUGGAGGCGGAAGCUGCACUCAAGGACAGUCUUUGGAAGCCUAUCUAUGGGCGAGGCGUAGCACGCUCUGAUCUCUUCAGACGCGACGAUAAUGACGCCGACUCGGAGGAUGAAUACGGGGACGAGUCAGACGACAGGCUUGCGUCAGAGGCCCUCUUCGAUUCGCCGAGCUCGUCGCCGCUCGCUAGGGCGAGCCCGUUGCCUAGUGGCGGUGCUGCGAGCGUAUCUGCCAAAACCGCUUUUGGUCGCCUCAGGCCCCCUCCAUCUGCGAGGUCUACGGCUGCUGCCGCUGACAGUGACGAAGAAGCAUCUGAUGCUUUCCAAGACGCUCGCUCCACAGCUUACGACUCUGCUACUUCUUCGCCAGAGGUCAUCACAGUGCCCUUGCCCACACAGCCUGUCGCACGUGCAGAAAGCCCUCGACCUGUAGCAAUCGGAUUGGACACACCAGCAAAGAGAGCUUUGUACACGUGCACCCUUCUGAAGGUGCAUCCACAACUGGCUAGCGCUUUCACAGCUACGCCGGACGGACAGACUCUACUUCCUGGUGCAGCACAGAUCUUGCAGGCAAAGCCGCCAUCAGAGUUGCGCUUCCCCCGUUCAAUCAACAAAGUGAACGUGCUGGAUGCUCAUCCGUCGACCCUGGGUCUCAACCGAGAUCUCGGGACUGCAGUGGCCAGAUCAGCGGUGAUGCGAAAGUUGCGUCGAGAGAAGCUGCCAAUUCAUCAAGAAGUGGAGCUGUCGUGGUUCAUGCGCCGUUACGGCACAGAGUGCAUUUCUCCUGAGCUGAUCGUCGCAGGGCUCGCUCAGAGGCCAAAUGUCAGUCCUGAAGCGUUGGCCACCCCACCGAUGGUCAACCGCGCGUCUGCAGAUGGCUCGUCGACAUCGCACGCAGAUUCUAAUGGCGCCAACAGUCUCCAGCCACAAAUGCAAGCUGUUGAGCAGGAGUGCAACGGCAUGCUGAGGUGGAUUAAGCGAUCAGGCUUUGCAGAUCGCAUGGAGCUAAUCAUGGCAGAGGCGCUUUACGGUCCAAGCGAGCUCGAUCAAGCACUGCAAGUGUCCUCGUUUGCUGUCGGCGAGCGCGUCGAGGUUCCAGGAAUCACCGCUGCACGCGCAAAGAUGGUCGAGCCAUCUCCUCUAAGCUUCUCGCCACGCGCUCGCGUGCUUGCAGGCUUAACGCCCCGAGACCCUACGACGGUGCUCCCGACGCCUCGCUCUUUCCGUAAGCGCGAGUCGCGAGCGGUCAUCCGCCAACAAAACGUCAGCGAGCCAGUCCACAGUCAAGGCACCAAGGGCAAGGUCCGUUCACGAUCGAGCUCACAAGGUCGCAGCCCUCCACCAUGGAUCGCUCCUCGCCAGCUGAACUCAAAGCGAUCGAGCACCCUCCCCGCAGAAGAGACUGCUCCACAGUCUAUGUCUCCGCAGAAGGCAUCUGUCGAAGUCCGCUCUCCCAGUCGCACAUCUCUUCUGCCCACGUCACCUUCAGUCAGAAGAGUGACUAGUUCCAGUGCUAUCUCGGUAUCACCGUCUCUCCGAGAAGAAGACGAAGCGGCGAUCGCGAACUCGAGCGAUGAGGAAGAUUUGCCUCUCGGCGUUCUGCUGUCCCAGAAGAGAGCACGAGAAGCGGAACGCACACGCAUAGCCAAGCUCGAGGCGGAAGUGCAAGAGUUGCGCAAUCGAGAGAAGUCGAGAAGUUUGCAGCUGAAGCGCGAGCAGGAGAGGCAAAAGGCGAAAGAGGCUGAGCGCUUGCAAGAAGACCAAAAGAAAGCGCUUCGCGAUGCUAGGGAGCGACGCAAGGUCACCGCACAUACCUCGGUGCUGCACAGCCCGAACUACGGUGCAGGUGACGCUUCCAUGACUACUAGUCCGAGCGCUCGUCUCUCGCCUUCUGCUCUCUCUACCUCUGCCACCGCUGCGAACAUCAAUCAGAUGUCUACGCCGAAGCAGGCCGGGCGGUCGUCCACCGUCUUGCCAUCUCCUUCAAUGAGCAGCAUCGGUGGGCAAAAUCGCUCAUCGAUGAUGCCACCCGCUCACUUGGCGGACCCUCGGCGCGGCAGCAUUCAGCGUACCGAGCAGCCCCUUCACGCAAUGUCUGGCAUCCAGCCUCACCAAGGUUACUUGAUGGCAAGUCCAUUCACACCAGAGCAGAUGCAUCACCGUGCCUUCUUCUUGCCAACUUCUGCGUCUGGAGGCUACUUCGUACCUCAUCAACAUAUGCAACAGAGCUUCUCCACAACUCAUUCUCCGUCAUACCAUUCGGGAAUGCCUCUGCCCUUGGGAGCACCUUUUGCUUCGCCGCCCGCGCAGCAAGCACAACCGCGCAGGUCAAGCUCUAGGAUGGCCGCUCCCCAACCGCACCAUCGAUCUCCACUGUCUCCUGAGUCUACACCGCGUCGGCAACACAGCGCUUGGAUCUAA